Molecule: messenger RNA, 1430 nt
Organism: Chiroxiphia lanceolata (lance-tailed manakin)
Lineage: Eukaryota; Metazoa; Chordata; Aves; Passeriformes; Pipridae
Exons: 7
Coding region: 1-972 (323 amino acids)
Source: RefSeq, a predicted model, not a curated record
AUGACGUUGCAGACUUCUUUGCUUUUCUGGGCUAACCAAACAGAGCCGGGUUACACAUUAACCCUCCUCCCCGGCGGAGAUGAGGCUGCGCGGGUGCUGGGCGGGCGGGAGCUCUGCAGGUACAGCGAUCCCCGGCCCCUCACCUGCCGCCAGGAGCACCGGGGCGACAGAAAUUCAUCUCGCCCCCACGCAGGGCAUCUUUCCUGCUGCUCCGGGCUGGGCUCAGGGCGCCGCCGAGCCCCUAAAACUCCUCCAUGCUGUGACCCCAAAGCGCUGGGUCGUGGCGUGCCGAGCUCUCUGAGCCAGCACAGGCAGCACCCGGGAGGCUGCGGGCUGGUACCACCCAGCUCACUCACUUCCCUGCUCUGCCGGGUGUCCUCUGAUGUCCUCGGCACGGGUUUCGCCGGAGACUCCUUAAUCCGACAUCCUGUUCUGCCGCAUAGCUGCUCGCUGACACUCGGGGCACUCCGAGCUGCUGCCCUGACCAAAAAGCCUUUGUACACGGUGGUUUGUGCAGGAGGUCCCGCAGGCUCGGGGGUAGGAGCCGGUUCCUUCUCUCGGCUCUUAAAAACACAGACUGUGCCAGAACAGCGAAAGGCCGUGUUGCAACGCAACACACAGAACAGGGAAGUGGAAACAUCAGCUAUUAAAGAUGGAGAGAAAAGAAAGCAGAUGAGCCGGGAAGCUCCCACCGGCAGCGCUGAGCCCCGGCUUUGGGGCUGGUACAAAAGGGGGACGUGUGCCGAGGAGCAAAUCAAGAAGCCAGAGGCUGCUGACAAGCCCAGCCAGCCCCGGCCAUUCCUGCUCUCCCACGCCGGCCCGCAGCAGGUAAGGGAUGCGGACGCGGCACAUUCGGAGCUUGCGACAGCCGGGGAUGGGCGCUGGGGGCAGGAUGGUAGAACUGCUCUGGGGGUGUUAACUGGUGUCCUGCUGGAUGGCAACAAAAGAAAACAUCCAAGCAGUGAUAAGUGACACGUCUCCCUCAAACGGCACUGAUUCUCUCUGUCAGCAACUGAGAAAUACCAAAACAACAACAACAACAAAAAAGAUGUUUUUACACACUUUGAGAAAACCAUCCAAGGACACGAAGCUAAAAUCUAAGUGUUGCUCCCCGAAGUCAAUGCGUUUGCAAACACGGCAGACAAUAAAUAUGGAUCUUCCACUCCUGUUUCAAAGACACCCAAAGACACCUCGUGCACCUCUCUGAGGCUAAAAGCAGAGCGGGGUUUAACACUGGAAGCUAAAUGGUUUUCUACAGGAAACUUCCAACAGUGCUAAUGUGUAUUUUAAUACUGAAUUAAACCCAAACCUGGUCCAUAGUGCUCUUGGUGAUUCUAGUCUUUAUAUUUAAUUAUUCAUGCCUUAAUUCAGCAAAGCACUGUGUAAUUAUGUUUCUUCUUCAAUAAGACCUUCCUGUGUUUCAAGAUCCA